GGUUGAAAGAAAAACAUGUACAAUUUUUUUAUAACGAUUAUUGUGGGGGAUGUGAGCCAACUUGAUUCCUUUGAGCUUCUCUCACAUAUUGCUGUCAAAUGCCAAUACUUUUGGUAUAAUCACAUCGUUCUUCAUCAAUAAACAAUAUUGUAAAAAUAAAAGCUUGUCAAUCGACAGUUUGUCACAAACGUCUACGAACUAAAAAGCACUCGCAAAUUUCUAUUACAAGGCACAAACGCAUUCCCUAUUAUAGAUAAAUACCCGCUCUUAAUGAUACCAGUGAGUAAUCCACAUUGCACUACAUUGCAACAACUAUAUCUAUACUAUACCAUAUAUACAUUAUGAAACGUUCCUAUAUUAAACUAUUUACAGUGUUCACACUACUGGCGCUGUGUUUCGCUGGUCCGUCAUUAGCACAGAGCGCACAGGACAAAGGGGAUUCUCAUGGAGAUAGAUAUGACACGCCUGUAAUCGGCAUUGAUCUCGGUACUACCUAUUCAUGCGUUGCUAUCUACGAUAACGGUAGGGUAGACAUAAUACCCAACGAUCAAGGCAACAGGAUAACACCUUCGUAUGUGGGGUUUACGGCCGAGGGAGAGCGAUUAAUAGGAGAUGCUGCUAAGAAUCAGCUGACCUCGAAUCCGAAAAAUACUGUAUUCGAUGCAAAGCGGUUGCUCGGACGUGACUGGGAUGAUGCAACUGUCCAACAUGAUCGCAAGUACUUUCCCUUCGAUCUAGUUGAAUCUGGAAACAAGCCAAGGAUUAAGGUGGACACAGCUAUCGGUGAGAGAAUACUGUCACCCGAGGAAAUCUCAGCUAUGGUUCUCGGACGCAUGAAAGAAACUGCAGAGACAUAUUUGGGCAAAGAGGUUAAACACGCCGUUAUCACAGUACCUGCUUAUUUCAAUGAUGCACAGAAGCAAGCUACUAAAGACGCCGGUGCCAUCGCUGGACUGAAUGUGGUGCGUAUUAUCAAUGAGCCCACGGCCGCUGCUAUUGCAUACGGUUUGAAUGAUCAGGAAGGAGAAAAGAAUAUUUUGGUCUUCGAUCUUGGCGGCGGCACAUUCGAUGUUUCGGUCUUGACAAUGGACCAGGGUGUGUUCGAAGUACUAGCUACUAGCGGUGAUACGCAUCUGGGUGGCGAAGAUUUCGAUCAACGUGUGAUAAAACACUUUAUGGAUAUCUACCAGAAGAAGACCGGAACAGACAUGUCUGGUGAUGAUCGCGCUGUGCAAAAACUUCGUCGUGAAGUCGAGAAGGCGAAGCGUGUUCUUUCUUCACAACACCAGGCUAAAUUAGAGAUCGAGUCACUACACAAAGGUAAUGACUUCUCAGAGACUCUUACCAGAGCCAAAUUCGAAGAGCUCAAUCAAGAUUUGUUCAAACAAACCCUGAUACCCGUAAGAAGGGUAUUGAAGGACUCCGGUCUUGAUAAGUCUGACAUUGAUGAAAUUGUGCUCGUGGGCGGGUCUACUCGUAUUCCCAAGGUGCAAGAGUUGAUCAAGAACAUGUUCAAUGGCAAGGAGCCCAACCGUGGCAUCAAUCCUGACGAAGCCGUUGCCUACGGAGCCGCCGUACAAGCCGGAAUCAUGAGUGGCAAAAGCGGGUUGAAUGCAAUUCUGCUCGACGUCAACCCCC
This is a messenger RNA of Sphaeroforma arctica JP610, 1638 nucleotides long. RefSeq lists its product as hypothetical. NCBI's taxonomy places the organism in Eukaryota, Ichthyosporea, Ichthyophonida. The record is from RefSeq and is a predicted model, not a curated record. The transcript is spliced from 2 exons. The annotation marks the transcript as partial. Gene Ontology annotation, cellular component: endoplasmic reticulum chaperone complex; membrane; nucleus. Gene Ontology annotation, molecular function: heat shock protein binding; ATP-dependent protein folding chaperone; ATP hydrolysis activity. Gene Ontology annotation, biological process: cellular response to unfolded protein; protein refolding; endoplasmic reticulum unfolded protein response.